UGAGAUUCUAAAUAAAAAGAAAAAAAAAAAAGGAAAGAAAGAGGGAAAUCCUCUCUCUCAACCCUAACUCAGGUCUCUCGAUAUCAAUCACUCUCUCGCCUCGCCGAGCCACGAGCGCCGCCUCCCUUCGACCGCUGCAGUCGCACGCCGGCGAGCCUUUUUCCAUCUUUGCCGGAGUCGCACGUCGGGACAGAACUGAAACAAUAUUAUUCCAAAGAUCAUUUUGUCUGAGCUGGGCUACAAACUUUCCCUCUGAUCUUUGUCUCCCACAAUUCGCCAGUGACGACGAACCAGUUAGCGAAUCCUUCUGGAUUCAUAGCACAAGUUCGGCGAGACCGAGAACUACAGUAGAAUUUGGCUGAGAUGCACAGUCCAGAGAAAUUGGAUGGCGAUUAUUCUGCCAAUGAGGAAAGCAAUGUCUUGUCUGAAUUGGAGACUUCCAUUAGUCCCAAUGGUGAUCUCCAGGAAGGAAAUGAUAGUGAAAAUAAGAAUUUAGGUAAUUCUAAUGCUCUAGCAAAUGGGCUCUCUUCCAUGCUUAUCAACAUCAUAAGGGAUUUUGACUCCAAAGCUGAUGAUACUCUUAAAAGCCAGAGUCAGCUUUCGUCUUCCCUUGAUCGUCUUACUACAGAACUGGAUCAAUUACUUGAAGAUGCACCUUUCCCAUUCAUCAUGCAGCAUGCCUCAAGGAUUUCUAAUGUAAGAAAGAGAGUUUUGUCACUGAAUUCCAUCUUAAGAACUAUACAACGAAGAGUGGAUAACAUAGAUCGGGCAAUCUCGAUGGGCAAUCUACCAGUGUUUUCCUAUCAUAAAGCAAGGUUGUAGCUAGUUAUAGAGAUUGAAAUGGCAAAGGAGAAAAUCCAGAUCAGGAAGAUCGAUAAUGCCAUCGCGAGGCAAAUCACUUUCUCCAAGUGUCGGAGGGGACUUUUCAAGAAAGCUAAAGAGAUUUCUGUUUCCUGUGAUGCUGAUGUUGCCCUCAUUAUCUUCUCCUCCACUGGAAAGUUGUUUGAGUAUUCCAACUCAAAGUUUCUCUCUUUCUUAUAUUUUAUUUUUUCCAAAAACAAAAACUGUAAUCGGUUUCCCACGUUUUCUGAGUUCUGCGUUUCCUGAACCUACUUUAAUUCCAUUUAUAAAGGACAAUAUAUUACUAAAAAAGGCGAGAACCGUGACAAAAAUAAAGAGCUAACCGAAGAAAACACAUGUAAUUUGCUUACAACAAUCUUAUAGAAAAAGAUGAGAACAAAUAAGGAUAUUAACCAAUUUGAUAAUAGAUAUAAGAGGAUAUUCUUGUAAAGUAGUGCCUCAUAAAUUUUGUCAUAAACAAACAGAAAAGGCUAAAUGAAAACUAUAAAUCAUGCCUCGAGCCUCGCUUUCUCAUCAACAACGAGGUUUAUGGUAAUAGUGAUGACUGAACUUUUCAGUCACUCAAUUCUAACUAUUGCGGUUAUGAUAACGAUAAUGGAUAUAAGAGGAUAUUUUGGUAAGUACAUUUUUGAAUACUUGCAGUUUUAAGCCAGUUUCUAAGUGUUUUCAAGUGACUUUAAUGAUAUGGAAAUUCCUGCUUGAGAAGUUAUAAUGUGCUUAUUUCUCUUUGGACCAGAUUGGAUUAGAAUGUAACACCCGUUUAUGACUCAUGGGUACUAUUUAUUUGUAGUUUAGAUUUGAUUCAAGGUGCUUGAGUUUGUGGGUUGCACUAUGGUAGUUUGUGGGUUAUUCAUGCAUUAUGGUAGUUUUUGUGACAACUUUUGAGAUUUGAAGUACAUUGUGAGCUAAAUUUGCUUAUUGAUGUAUGUGUUCUUGAAUGUUCAUUUUUUUGGGAAUUCUAAUAGUUCUGUUGAGAACAGUGGUGGUGAAAUAUUUUUCGGAGUGUGUUUCUUUGAACAGGUUCAAGGUAAAUUUUUGGUUUUGUUGUGGUAGCAUCGUUAUGCUGCCGAAAAUUUUGAAAAAGAUUCUUGAAAAAGAAGUAAAGAUUUUGAAAAA
Benincasa hispida (wax gourd) is the source of this 1977-nucleotide messenger RNA. RefSeq names its product SNARE-associated protein-like protein. Gene Ontology annotation, molecular function: SNARE binding. Gene Ontology annotation, cellular component: synaptic vesicle; BORC complex; BLOC-1 complex. Gene Ontology annotation, biological process: synaptic vesicle exocytosis; lysosome organization; intracellular protein transport. Lineage: Eukaryota; Viridiplantae; Streptophyta; Magnoliopsida; Cucurbitales; Cucurbitaceae. The record is from RefSeq and is a predicted model, not a curated record.